This is a messenger RNA of Chrysoperla carnea, 508 nucleotides long. RefSeq lists its product as uncharacterized. Bases 179 to 508 code for a protein of 109 amino acids. The transcript is spliced from 2 exons. The record is from RefSeq and is a predicted model, not a curated record. NCBI's taxonomy places the organism in Eukaryota, Metazoa, Arthropoda, Insecta, Neuroptera, Chrysopidae.
UUAUAAAGUUGCUGAGAUUUAUUUAAAUAUACGUGUUAGUUUACAAUUCUUACAUCAACUUACACAAUGUGUAAAUGUAAAUCAACAACAACAACAACAAAGUGGUAAUACAUCUGUUACACCAUCUGUACCAACAGAUCAUGUAGAUCAUGAACAUAAAGAUAGAUCUUCUACUGUAAUGAUCGAUGUUAAUCAAAUAUUAACAAUAUUAAAAGAACGUUAUCAAUUACUAAUCAAUAAUUAUAUUGAUUUGGAUUCACAACAAAACUUAUCAGCUGUGGCUUUAUAUCAACAAGCAUUAAUGGAUGCAUCAAAUCAAGCACAUCACAAUGAUUUUGAUGAAGUCAUCGAUCAAACUUCAUUAGUAUCAGACAUUGAAUUAAAUGAUCCAAGUAUACCUAGUCGUGACGAUAUCAAGAAACGUAGUGCAAGGAUUGUACAAGAUUGUGCUAAGAAAGAUGAUGAUCAACCAAUUAUCUUAUUACCAUUACGUGGUAAAACUUAUUAA